Messenger RNA from Clarias gariepinus (North African catfish), 4982 nucleotides. It is a transcript of the gene ccdc18, whose product is annotated as coiled-coil domain containing 18. The coding region runs from base 148 to 4179 and encodes 1343 amino acids. Lineage: Eukaryota; Metazoa; Chordata; Actinopteri; Siluriformes; Clariidae. The transcript has 27 exons. The record is from RefSeq and is a predicted model, not a curated record.
CUGCCGUGAAAGGAAGCAACAUGGCGACGUUAAUGUAUUAAAUUAAAAGGUGCGCAGGAUCAGAAACCGGAUUAAAUAAUCCGGAUAUUCAGUUGUAAUGUGAACGCGAGCGAGGCGGUUUAUUCUGCUCCGCUAUGAGAGUUCCUGAUGUGUAACUCAGACCGAGACCUGGUUGACGAUGUGCUGUUGUUGAGGACUCAGUUGAGGAGAACCGAGAGGAACCUGCAGGCUCUGGGAGAGCGGUUAAGCCAGUCGGAACAUGACACCUUCGUCAGCAGCCUCGAACAGACGAACAUCAAUGGAUCAGACGGACUCCCAGGUCACAGCACAUUCGACGAUCGUCCCGAUCCCGGUUCUGUGAGACCAUCGUCGUAUCCUGGGUCCAGCACCCCGAAACCAGUGGAGAGGAAAGCCUGCGCGAGAGCUCGCGGCUCUAACCCCAGUAGAGCGGACAUGGAGGACGAGGCGGCUCAGCUCAGGAGGACGCUCGGCUCGGUGAGGGAGGAGAACUCGUCUCUGGUGCUGGAGAACAGGCAGCUGAUGAGCGACCUGGAGGCUGCACAGCUCGAGAUCGCCAGCUCCAGGUCUAAGAUGCGUCUUCUAGGUUCCACCAUAGGAGCGAAGACGUCCAACGCGUCCAUCAUGAAAGAUCGAAUCCUGGACUUGGAGGCACAGCUGGAAGCUCAAGCCACAGCGUUACGGGACGCGGACCUAAAGCGCGCGGCGAGUGAACAGACGGCACUGCAGUGCACCAGAGUGGUGGCGAAGCUCAAGGAAGAACUGAACACGGUGAAGUCCGAGCUGUGCGAGAAAACACGGCAGUGGAAGCGGAUGGAGCAGCAGAGGAACCAGGCUCUGCAAAACGCUGAGAGACUUACCGUGGCUUUCAAAGACCACAGAGAAGACGUGGCUGAAAAAUUAAAGAAGGUGAUGGAGAACGAGGGCAGGCUGAAGGCGAGUCUAAUCGAGUACGACCGAGAACGAGAGGAGCUGGAGAAAAGGUGUACACAGCUGGAGAGAGAGAAGGAGAAGACGAGUCACAGCCUGAGUAAGGACCUGAAGGAGGCGCGGGUCCAUGCCGACGCUCUCUCCACUGAGCGUCAGGAGCUGCAGGGCCGAGUCCAGCAGGCAUUGGAGCAGGCGAGUCGCCUGCAGAGGGAGCUGGAGCAGAAGGAGGUGCAGCUGGUGGAGCUGGAGGGACUCAGGAGGGACAGGGAGGACCUGCGUCUCCUCACCGCCUGUCAGGAACAGAGGCUCAGUCAGACCCACAGGGAUCUGGAGCAGGCCAGGGCAGAGCUUGGCAGUCUGGAGAACGUUCUGGACCUCCUGCAUCUCAGAGAGAAUCAACACGGAGCUCUGUGUGUGAACCCCUGUCUGUUACCCCCACUGACUUUGACUGCAGUCACAGAAAAUUUCCAGCACAAGUCAGACGAGCGCUAUCGGAAGCUUCUAGCAGCGCUGCAGAGCGUGGAGAGGGAGAAGGCCAGGCAGGCAAGCGCCGCACAGAGCCUGCAGGAGAGACUGAGCCGAGCGCAGGAGGAGAUCUCGUCCCUGCAGACCUCCAUCACUCAGAGAGCUUCACACUUCCAACAGCUUCACAACCAAAUGCUGGAUAGAGCUGCUCAGGCCACGACGCUGGAGCGAGAGUUGAAGAAGAAGAGCUCGCGUCUGGUUGUAGUGGAGAAACAGCUUCAGGAGAAAAGUGCGGCGUAUUCACAGGCUGCUGUUAAAACCAGCCAGCUGGAGCAGGAGAUAAUGGAAAAGGAGAGCAGCAUCCAUCACUACCAGUCUCUCCUAAAGAAGAAGCAGAGAGAGUAUCAGCAGGCUCUGGAGACCUCCAGGAUGUCAGAAACGCACAGAUGCAGAGAACUGGAGGACAGCAUGGAGGUGCUGCAGUUGUCUCUGGCUCAGAGUCAGGCCGAAGUAGCCGAGUUAAAGCGCACCGCGUCUAAGCUCGAGUCAGAGAAACAGGAAACAGAACUUCAGGCCGGGUUACUGCAGGCGUCUGUGGAUCAGCUUACACAGGAAAUGGAGAAGAAGGACAAGCGGAGUGAAGAAGCAGCACGUUGUUUUGAAAAGCAAGCCUUGGAGUCUGCUUCCAAGGUGAAGUUCAUGGAGUCUGAGCUGGCAUGCUGUAGAGAGGAGCUGAGCGAUGUCCUGCAGCAGGUCGAGAAGGUCAAGCAGCAUUACGAUAAGCAGCUGGAGCUGAAGAACUCAGAGUUGUCAGUUCUUCAGGAGGCGCUGAGGAGCAGAGCGCUGGCGUGCGAGAGCUCCACUGAGGAGAACCUGCAGCUGCAGCGCUCCAUGCAGAGACAACACACCAUGCUGCAGGACAGCACCGGUCGCAUUGCGCAGCUCGAGGACAGCCAGAGUCACCUGCAGAGCCAGGUCUCUCAGCUGGAGCAGGAGCUGGAGAAGGAGCGCACCACCUCGUUAUACCAGCUCAGGAGAAAGCAGGAGGAGAUCGAGGAGGCCAGGCAGGAGGCGCAGAAGAAGGAGAAGCAGGCUGCUGAGCUCUCCGCUUCCAUAACGAAGCUGCGCUCCGAGAUGGACGCAUGCAGAGAGGAGCUCACAGACAUGGAGAAGGAGCUCCUGCAGCUGAGGAGGGACAGCAGCGCCCAAGCCACGCAGCUCAGUCAGAUGGAGGAGACGCUGCAGGAGACCAAGGGCAUGCUGGAUAAGAAGAGUGAAAAGGUGGUCGACCUGGAGGAGCAGCUCCACCGGAGCGAGAUGGACAGGCGGAACUCUCUGCAGCGCGCCCAUCUGCUGGAGGAGCAGUUAAACACGGUGCGCGGCGAGCUGACCGAUACGCUCGGCCACCUGGAGGAGCUGAGGGACGUCCUGCAGAAGACUCAGCUCACCGCCGACCAGCAGAAGGCCACCAUCCACCAGCUCACCGCAGAGCUCAGAGAGAGCCAGCGUGAGCUGGAGGAGAGGAAUCAUGAAGUGUUGGACAUGGACACUGCACUGAAGGAGAGACAGGGGGAGCUGCAGCAAAGAGCAGAGCUGCUCGGACAGCUGGAUGUGGUCAUCAAGGAGCAUAAACUGGAGAUGGACAGGAAGGUGGAACAUCUGCAGGGCGUCCUGGAGAAGACCGAGAGAAAACUUCGAGAGAGAGAUAAACAGGUGGCGUUUCUGACCGAGAGGCUGGACGUGGUCAAAUCGCAGCUCCAUGGGACAGAGGAUGUGGAAAAGAGUGUAUUGGAGCUCGGACAGCAGCUGCGUGUGUGUCGCGAGCAGCUCCAGAGGAGCGCCCAGGAUCUGCAGGACGCACACACUCGCUGUGACGCGCUGAGUCGGCAGCUGGAAGACGUCACACAGCAGGAGAGACAGAAGGCGUCUGAGAUACAGCAGCUCCAGGAGCAGCUCCGUGCGGUCGAGAAGCGGCGGGUGCAGGGCGAGGCUCAGCUACAGACCACGGUCACUGAACUGCAGCAGGAACUGGAGCAACAGAGAGAAGAGCAUAACCGAGAGGUGACAGCUCUUCAGCAGACACGCGGGCAGCUCCUGAAGGUCUCCGAUCAGAUCUCCAGCAGCCUCCGGAGUUCUCAGGAGCAGCUGGAGGAAGCUCGAGCCGAUGCCGCCGAACUCCACACGCAGCUCCUGUCCACACAGCAGCACUUGCAGCACGCUAACGAAGCGCUGCUCAUUAAGGACUCGGAGAUCGCACGUCUCCAGGCGAAGAUCUCCAGCCUCGAGAGAGCCUCCGAGCUCCGCAGCUCCACGCUCCAUCAGGAGUCCAGCGCGUUUCCUCCCCUUUCUCCUCCUCUCAAAGACACGCUGCCUAAUUAUCACCUUUCCCUCAACGACCCUCUCGCUCGCUCCAGCAUCUUCUCCACUUUUAGCAGGGAAGACUCCUCAGACGCGUCUCUUGAGCUCUCUGAGAGUCUCAAGGCCAGCGUGACUGCGGCACUGAAGCCUCCGAGUUCCUCGUGCAGCGGCUGGCAGGGCCUGAACCACGGUGAGCUCUCCUCCAGUUCAGACAUGACCUUCAACCCACUCACCUACAUGCUGGAUGCAGAGGAACCUGAGGAAUCAGAAAUGGACUCCCUGUCAGGCAUGCUGAAGUUCGUUAAUCAGACUCUGGCCCUGCAGGAGCAGCACUCUCGUGGACAAAGCCAGGCAAGUACGCACUCAAAGGACCAAGGCGAAGACGACUUUAAAGGGAACGUCUCAUAACAGGGAACAAAGACGUGGAUCUUUCCAGAGUUCAGGACAUUUCUGCAGAAGUCUGGUUUUAUUCCCCGUCCAUUUGAUGAUUUGGUUUCCUCUUGUUCAACUUUGUAUUGAAAACAAUCCUGAUCACUUGAAGUUCAGUUUUAAAAAAAAUAUAUAAUAAUGUAUGUCUGUGUUUUGGUGCUUUUUUUUUUGUAUUUUCUAUUAAGGUCUUUAUAUAUGUCUUCAUUAAAUUAAUCUAUUUUAGGAUUUACAUGUUUGUUUUUGGUGUUUUACUUUUUCAUUCACUGUUCAAUUUAGGAAAAGAGUGCAGGAAUGCAAGGCAUCAGGAAACUUCCCUCAUUCGUUCUUUAUGAUUUCAGUUUCGUCCAGAUAAAGUUUACUUUGCUCUGUCUUUAAACUCGAGUUGACCUGCGUUAGCAUGAGGAGAAAUGUUUUAAACAUGGAACAGAAGUACUUGAAUAAGUCACACUGAAGAGCUAGCGUGAACUCUAGCUUUACUGAUUCGCGUUUUUAACCAACAUACAAUUUCAUCUUCUAAACAUCAGGAACGGUUUCAUGCAGUAACAAGCUCGAGGAUCAGCGCUGCCGGUAAGAGGUGGCAAACAAAAGAACAGAAACUCAAAUAGUCGCCCCUUUCAGUGGCGCAAACACAAACAUGGAAUUUUUACAUCAGAACACAGCGCUCAGACGUUCUGUUUAAAGCUUUCAAAGGUCAUCUAUGUGCCUCGAAACAUCCUUUUUCUUUUCUUCCGCACCAGUUUUAGUGGAGUUUAUGGAUGUGUUCUUGCUGUACAGAUCAAAUU